GAAUGGGGGAUACGGUUAUACUAAGAAAUGUUCAUACUUUAAUUUCUCAUUUUUAAUGUUACUAAACUUUAGUUGUUCGUUUUGAAAGCGUUAACUGAAGGAGGACGGAGAACUGAGUCUGUAAUUUAUUUUCGCCGGCUUCAUGCCCCACCAGGAAGAGCGUUAUAUCUGACGUAAUCGAUGUCGUCCUCUUGAGUGAAAGUCAUUGGGUUGACCGGCUUGGUGCUUUCAGUAUUUCCUGCUGCCAUCUAAUUCGUUACAAAAGAGCACUUGUUAUAUGUAGCUAGCUAGCUAAUUAAAACGGCCACUUUACAGACUAGUUACAUAAUAAAACUAAAGUUGUCUACAUGUAUGUUAGCUACCUGGCUACUUAAUUUUGCUAUUAUGGGUGUUGAGUCUCUUGUCAGUUAGCUAGGUUCGCUAACGCUUGCUAACUAAGUAGCUAAGCUAACUAUAGCGUGUUCAAAUCAGCUUCAGUUAACUUCUAACAUAUGAUUUUUGCAACGGCCACUGCCAGUAUUAACACUGAAACGUAUUCAUGAUACCACGAAGUUUACUAUUUGGGAGAGGUCUUGCUCUCAGUCAUGCAUUCUCUAAUCAGAACGCAUCUACUGUUCAUCAGCAACUUUCUAUGACCGCAUGGAAUUUGCGCUCAUCACUCCGGAAUAUUCGUACUUUGUCGCUGAUGUCGCUGUGGCCCUUCAAUGUUAAACCGCGUGACUUCAGUCUGCCUAAUGCGUCAUGGCGUCCAGAGAUGUCGAAAGCGUACGAAUAUUAUAAUGCCCUGUGUGAGAUUGAAGGAGAUGAGAAAAGGAGACUUUGGCGGAAGUUGCCGAGCUACAACCGUGUCCUCAAAUAUACUACAGGGGGAGUGUACCUCAGUAAAAUAAUCCAGUCUAAAGCUCGACUCUUCACAAGAAACAUAAAGGAGCCCGGAGCAGCAUUUGAGUAUGUGGUUUUUAUGAACAAGCAAGAGAAGCGCUGUGUGUGUGUGUUCCAGGCUGGACAUCUACUGGAGGGACCUCCUGGGCAUGUGCAUGGGGGAGCAGUAGCUACCAUGAUCGAUUCUGUAAUGGGCACUCUUGCUGGUUACAUGUCUGGGCCUGUUAUGACUGCCAACCUCAACAUCAACUAUCGCAGUCCAAUUCCAUUGGGUAGUGUAGUCCUGCUGCAUAGUGCUCUGGAUCGGGUGGAGGGCAGAAAAUUUUUUGUAACCUGUAGAGUUACAAGCACUGAUGAAUCCAAGCUACACACAGAGGCUACAGCUUUAUUUGUGUCAGUUAAUGUGGGCCAUUUAUUUGGAACAAGGUUUUAAACAUACCAGCAUCCAGCAUAAGUGUGUGUGAAAGUGGUGGGGAGGGGCAGAUAGUGGUGCAAGUGCUUAACCCCUGAAAUCUGUCAUGCCACACCAGGCUUCCUCUGAAAUGCCCUGAUAAUGUUAUCAUAACCCAAUUUACUUGAACAUCUUUAAACGAAUUCGUUUUGUAAUUAUUAUUAACUCUAUUUAUUGACAUUUUAUUGAUGCUCUAUUUUGUUAACUGUUUAUUUGUUGAUGUUUACCAGAUUAGUAUUUAUCCUAAAACUGUUUUUCCAGCCUUCAAUUGUGUAAAGGUUUCUGGACAUGCCAUAUGUAUUAGGAAUAACAACUGAUGUAAUAUUGAUUGUAAUUAUAUUGUAUUCAGUAAAAACAAUAAAAUAUAAUUACAUUUG
Molecule: messenger RNA, 1710 nt
Organism: Electrophorus electricus (electric eel)
Lineage: Eukaryota; Metazoa; Chordata; Actinopteri; Gymnotiformes; Gymnotidae
Gene: them4
Product: thioesterase superfamily member 4
Source: RefSeq, a predicted model, not a curated record